UACUGGAUCGUCGCCCUCCAACGUAGAAGAAGAAAGUUCACGGUAACCCAGGCAACCAGAGAAGCGACAGGUUGUGUCCGCUGCUACGAGUCAACAGCAGCUGUCGUCCGGAAACACUUCCAAAACAACAAAAAUACACAAAAAAACACGCGCUCAGUUACCAGACGCCAUGUCCUUUGCAACCGACCACAACUCCAAGCCCAAGUCCAUGAGCCGAGCCAGGAAGUGGACGAUGGAGGUGGAGAACCUGUUCCGGUUCCAGCUGGCCGGCUACAGGGAUGAACUGGAGUACAUACAGGUCAAACAAGGGGCUUCGGUCGACCGGUGGCAGGAGAGCGGCUUCGUGAAGAGGCUCCAACGUCGGGACGACACGUUUUACUACUACAGCAGGAAAAGGGAGUGUCAGGACGGCGACGUGCACAGGGUCAAGGUCUACGUGUAUUAAAGUGUCACGGACUCUUUUGUUACCGCUACGACACAAUGUCGUAAAAACGUAUUCAUAUAAAUUAUCGUACAGAAAAAGUUAUGCACAGUUUUUCGUGCAACAGCUUGUGCCAGAAUGGGCACAGAUCACAUCCCCCUUUCAGGUGAAGUCUAAAGUAUUGGCCCUUUUUGUUUUCAAUAAAUUAAUUUCUAAAACUG
This is a messenger RNA of Scophthalmus maximus (turbot), 642 nucleotides long. RefSeq names its product meiosis/spermiogenesis associated 1 (gene meig1). The record is from RefSeq and is a predicted model, not a curated record. NCBI's taxonomy places the organism in Eukaryota, Metazoa, Chordata, Actinopteri, Pleuronectiformes, Scophthalmidae. The transcript is spliced from 3 exons. Bases 170 to 445 code for a protein of 91 amino acids. Gene Ontology annotation, cellular component: nucleus.